GAGUACUGCCUCCCCCCUCUAAGCCGACAUUGCUCGAAUAAGAACAUUUCUAAUGCGGUGUUUUCAGAAGACUCAUACCGAGAACCCUGCAGCGGAUUUCUGAUCUCUUCCCGUCACAUUCUUACAGCAGCACAUUGUGCAACAAAUUUUGACCACGACUUGGCGGAAUUGGAGUGUCUAGGAGGAAUAAGUGAUUACGAACCUUCGACAAGUGUGCCAAAGGAUUUCAUCGUUUAUGUCGGGACCCGUUGCAAUCCUCCCGAAAAUUGUAAAACGACAUACCCAGUGACCAAGGUUAUUCUCGAUAGCAAGUGGAAACGGUGCGUAAAAGGAAAGGACGAUGAAUUCAUGGUUAAUAAAAACGACUUUGCAAUCCUGGAACUGAAAAAUGAUGUCAGCACAAAGGAUGCCAUUCCAAUUUGUCUACCAAACAGUCAGACUGCAUUGGCAAAACAUCUUCAAGUAACCGGAAGUGGAUGGGAAAAAGAGAACUCGGAAAAUCCUGGCUACAAGGUCGCGACAGUUCCAACUAUCAAGGAAGACAAACGAGAAAUGAUCUUGGGAAAGAGUAACGAUACUUCUAUUUGCCCAGUGAGUAGC
Messenger RNA from Cooperia oncophora, 600 nucleotides. NCBI's taxonomy places the organism in Eukaryota, Metazoa, Nematoda, Chromadorea, Rhabditida, Trichostrongylidae. The record is from the annotation of a GenBank genome assembly.